AUGGGUACGCCUGGGUGGGUGCAGGUUUGGGACAUGCCUCCCGACGUGUUCAAAAAGCCGCUUGCCUUUUUCCACAAAAAGUGCGGCGGUGCUACCGCAGAACAUGCGCCUGUGAAGUGCGACACUCUCUCAACAGACAGACGGGAAGUUUUGAUGGAGACAAAGUCCACGGCUACAGCAACAGCUCUUGUCGCGGCCGUGAACAAGUGGAAGGUGGGUAUCCCGAAGAUGAAAGCAAAGGUCAUCGGUGCAGAGGAGGUCGACCAGCUUUUGGGAGCCUCCGCCGCCAGUGCCACCGCCAGCACUUUCGUGUUAGUGAAGAACCUACCAGAAGAUAUAGAAGACGUCAAUGAUAUGAAGUUGAUGUCGGACAACAUCAAGGCAGCAGAGAUCGGUGAGCACAUGACUUUCGGCCGCAUCGCAAUCGCCGAAACACUUGACGUUGAUGCAGCCAAGGCCUGUGUUCAGACUUUCAACAUCCCCCAUGCUGGCGGAGUCAUGACGGCAGAGCUUAUCACAAGUGCGAAGAAGGCAGCGGUCUUACAGGAAUGCAUCUCCAUGGAGAAGGCCCCACCUCCCCGCCAGCGUAGUCGGAGCCCAAUGCGGAUGCCGAACCUUACGCAAGCACAGAUAGACGAGCAGAUGCGUGAGCAGAGGCGAGCGGCCGCUGAGCAGUAG
Messenger RNA from Symbiodinium sp. CCMP2456, 678 nucleotides. The record is from the annotation of a GenBank genome assembly. NCBI's taxonomy places the organism in Eukaryota, Dinophyceae, Suessiales, Symbiodiniaceae.